Schistocerca gregaria is the source of this 1724-nucleotide messenger RNA. Its product is annotated as protein Wnt-8b-like. NCBI's taxonomy places the organism in Eukaryota, Metazoa, Arthropoda, Insecta, Orthoptera, Acrididae. The record is from RefSeq and is a predicted model, not a curated record. The transcript has 7 exons. Gene Ontology annotation, molecular function: frizzled binding; cytokine activity. The coding region runs from base 1 to 1173 and encodes 390 amino acids. Gene Ontology annotation, biological process: cell fate commitment; neuron differentiation; multicellular organism development. Gene Ontology annotation, cellular component: extracellular region.
AUGUUUGCAAACUGCGUCUGCGCCGCCUUUGGCAGACGAGAUGGAGGCACACGCCUGCCGCUAAGAUUCACCGACGCCGCCCUCGGUGAAAAAGUACUCAGGGGGUGGGCGGAGCAGACAUUUGGUGAAGGCCAGUGUCAAUGCACACCUCAAGAAAAGCGGUACGCCUUUACAGCAGAGCGUGUGUUUGUGCGUGUGCAGGAGCGGCCGCCGCUGAGCCUGCAGCUGGCGGAGAGCGUCUCUUUGGGGGCGCGGCUUGCGCUCUCACACUGCCAGCAGCAGUUCCGCUGGAGGCCCUGGAACUGCCCGGCCGCCGACUUCAGCCUGAGGGCGCAGCGGCGCGUGACGCGGGAGGCGGCGCUGGUGUCGGCGCUGACGGCGGCCGGCGUGGCGCACAGCGUCACCAGGAACUGCUCGCGCGGCGACGUGCCGGGCUGCGGCUGCGACGACCGCCUGCCGCAGGGGCUCUCCUACCGCCGCGCAGGGGGCGGAGACGCCGAGCAGGAGGAGCGUCGGCUGCCGGCUGGCGAGAGUCCGCCUGAGGAGUACGCGUGGCAGUGGGGCGGCUGCAGCGAGGCGCCGCUGUACGGCCAGGCGGUGGCCAGGAGGUUCCUGGACGGCAGCGAGCAGCCCAUGGACGCCACCGCCUUCGCCCGCCGGCACAACCACCGCGUCGGCGUCGAGGUGGUGCGAGGCAGCAUGGAGACGCGGUGCAAGUGCCACGGCACGUCGGGUUCGUGCAGCGUGCAGACCUGCUGGCGGCUGCUGCGGCCCUUCCACUACGUGGCGGCCCGCCUAGAGCGCCUCUACCACGACGCCAUCCGGAUUAAUUAUGAUGAGCAGCUGGGAAGCAUUGCAUUGGGAAAUUCUGCCACCAUGGACCAUCCUGAUGUGUCACCAGAACAGCUCAUUUACAUUGAACAGUCACCAAAUUACUGUCUUCCAAACAGAACAUCAGGAUGGCAUGGAGUGAGGGGAAGAUCAUGUCCAAAAGAAGUUUUGGACUCUGGAGAAGUCAAAGACCAUUGCCGAGACCUCUGUGCAGCAUGUGGUUUUGCAGUGUCACAGGAUGCCAGGAUACAGACUGUACCUUGUCACUGUGAUUUUCAAUGGUGUUGCCGAAUAUCCUGCCAGACAUGUACCAGCAAUGUCAAAUACCAUCACUGCAAAUGACAUCAUGGACUAAAUAACAUCAUACACCAGAAAAUGACACACUGUGCCAGUAUGGAUAUCUCAUCUUCAUCCCGUAUUCCAUACGGAUCUUGCAAUUCAAUAAAUUAUUGUGACUCAUGCCACUAUACAUAAGAACCAUGGGCACUGAGUGAUUGUUCUGUUGCAGUGGAAAUUUGUAUAUACUACGAGUUCAGUUCUCAUUUUAAGCUAUUAUUGCACUUUUAUCAUCUGCAUUGCAAAUGCAGUGUACUAUUAUUACUGUGUAGGAAGACUGUGUACAUAAGGUUCAGCAAUGACAGCCGUUUUGUUGAUGUAUGGCUUGAGAGCUUAGAAAACCAUGCAUUUCCUAUACUGUUGCUGUGAUACAAAGAUAAUUUGUCAGCUUCAUCAGUACAUGUGCUGUUACUGUCAUCAGAUAUUGUUUGUGCUGACAACAUGAAUGCAUUAUUAUUAUUUUUGACAGUAUCUGUCAUAUCUAUGUAUUACUGAGGUGAUUGUUGCAUUCAAACACAUAAAUAUUUCUAAAAAUAUAUUGUACUGUUAAUGUAGUG